GACCGAUUACGCGUUUCUACGCAUGCGCCUAGCUAGCCAACGUCGCCAUGACAUCGCCUUCAAGUGUGAUCUGGGAUAAGCAGUUUUAGCCUAUCUUCACACUGUCGUCUUUGGUUGCGGCCCCGAGCGCCACUUCAGCACGUCGAUGACGUCAACCACAACAAAAUGUAUCGUGUGCUUAUUGAUGUUUAGCUAGGAAAUUGUCACUGAUUGAAUUAAUUGAGCAAAUUGCGCAUUUCAAAUCAACUAAAACUAUUAGCGUUAGCUGGAUAAUAUUGCAAUAGUCAGUGACAUAUCGUGGUUCUUCUCUGGUUCUUUAGACUUCUAGCUGCGCGGCGCCGUUAAAAUAAAGUCGACCUGGAACGCGCAACACCGCAGCCUUCAGAGCAGUCAGGCUAGCUAAGACUGUUAUUUUCAAAGCUUAUAUAGCUAAAAUAAAUCAGAAUGGAUGAUAUUUUAAAUUGCAAACCAGAGCUCUUGGACGAUUAUUACGGGUUACUCGGAUGCGACGAGUUAUCUUCGACAGAACAGAUUGCCAAUGAAUACAGAGUAAGGGCCUUGGCAUGCCAUCCAGACAAGCACCCUGAGAAUCCAAGAGCAGUGGAAGAGUUUCAGAAGUUGCAGGAAGCCAAGGAGGUUUUGUGCAAUGAAAAAAGUAGAAGAAACUAUGAUGUAUGGAAAAGAAGUGGAAUUACCAUACCAUUCCAUGGCUGGCUAGCCCUUGGCGACUCUGUCAAAACUUCAAUGCAUUGGGCUGUGAGGACCAAAAAGGAGCCCAUGCUGGAGAGCUCUAAAGCAACAUUCCCUAACAGUUCCCAAGACAGAGACUGUACUGACCACGAGGUACCAGAGAUGCCUUCACCAGAUGCAGUGCCAUCAUCAAGUGAUUACUGCCAUCGCCAUUUUCGGUGGGCUUCUGACUCCCCAUCCAGUCUUCUGCGGAAAUUCAGAAAUUAUGAAAUCUAAAUGGAAAGUGUUGUCAGUUUCCUUGUGAAUAAUGUUACUUGUCGGCUCCCAUAUUCACCUUAAUUGUAUGUAAUUGCUACACCAAUUGUAUUUUAUCUAUCAGGUGUAACCUAUUAGACCCUCUGUGGAAAAUUAUAAUGAAAUUCCCCAGUUUUGCCAUGGCGUAGGCCCUAGGGUAUGGAGCAUAUAUAUUAUUUAUAUACAGUGAGGGGAAAAAGUAUUUGAUCCCCUGCUGAUUUUGUACGUUUGCCCACUGA
This is a messenger RNA of Coregonus clupeaformis (lake whitefish), 1223 nucleotides long. It is a transcript of the gene dnajc12, whose product is annotated as DnaJ (Hsp40) homolog, subfamily C, member 12. Bases 445 to 966 code for a protein of 173 amino acids. Gene Ontology annotation, cellular component: cytoplasm. Lineage: Eukaryota; Metazoa; Chordata; Actinopteri; Salmoniformes; Salmonidae. The record is from RefSeq and is a predicted model, not a curated record. The transcript has 5 exons.